Molecule: messenger RNA, 205 nt
Organism: Perkinsus marinus ATCC 50983
Lineage: Eukaryota; Perkinsozoa; Perkinsida; Perkinsidae
Product: adp-ribosylation factor, arf, putative
Exons: 2
Biological process (GO): vesicle-mediated transport; intracellular protein transport
Cellular component (GO): cytoplasm; Golgi apparatus
Molecular function (GO): GTP binding; GTPase activity
Source: RefSeq, a predicted model, not a curated record
AUGGGUGUCCUCUUCUCGACACUCUUCGGCGGACUCUUUGGCUCAAAGGAGGUUCGAAUACUCAUCCUAGGUCUGGACAAUGCAGGCAAAACGACGAUAUUGUAUCGGCUUCAAGUGGAUGAUGUCGUAGAGACCAUACCAACCAUCGGCUUCAACGUAGAGACGAUACAAGUGAAAAAUGUGAAGCUACAGGUGUGGGACUUGG